This is a messenger RNA of Rhipicephalus microplus (southern cattle tick), 419 nucleotides long. RefSeq lists its product as uncharacterized. Lineage: Eukaryota; Metazoa; Arthropoda; Arachnida; Ixodida; Ixodidae. Gene Ontology annotation, molecular function: microtubule binding; microtubule motor activity; ATP binding. Gene Ontology annotation, biological process: microtubule-based movement. The record is from RefSeq and is a predicted model, not a curated record.
AGCCGCUGAUGAACUCAUCAACGGCGGCGGCGCUAGGCUGCCGCUCGUCUAAGAAAAAGACGGUGCACUUUGCGCUGCCCGGUCGUGUCAUACGUCCGCUGCAGUGGCGCGAUGACGUCAUAUGGGCGCGCGUCGAGCCCGUCAAGGGACGGCGGUACUCGACCUCGACCGGACACCUGUUUCAGCCUCCCUCGUCGGAGGCAUCGCCGACGACGGUGAUCACCGCAGAAUGCACCACCACCACCACCGCCACCCGCGUGCACCGACGUAGCGCCAGUAACUGUUCCUCCGUUGACUCAAAUUACGCCAACACCUCCUCGCAGGAGGACAAUCAGUCGUCUUCUAGUGCAGACUCCGUACCGAACAUCGUCAUUCUUACCUGUUCCGGACAACGGUCUAUAGAUUUAAUAUUUUUGUGA